UCGAAACGAAGGGCAUCAACGUGUUGGAGAAUGUGAUUUAAUACGAAUUUUAAUUGAAAACAAGACAGCAAUACAAUGUUUUCGACGGAUAAACGCACUUAUUUAUCAGAAUGGUGGGGGAACGACGUUAGAAUGAAUUCGCUGAUGGCAGAAUUCCGCCCCAAACAUAUUAAUCCAUUCGGAUAUCAAGAAAAAAUGAUGUUCUGGGAAGAAAGCCUUAUAAAAUGGUGCAAGCAUUGUAAAAAAGUAAUGUUUACUCACGCAGAAGCUUGUGCAGCAUUCGAAAGAAAAGGACGUCAACCUGAAUGUUUACAAACUGUAAUUCAAGAAAUGAUAAAUGACGGGAAACUUAUUACCGAAGAACAGUUUUUAUCUUCUCAAAGCAGUUGGGUCGGUUGGGCAUAUUAUGUGUUUAUUAAAAAGCCCGUACUUUGGAGUUGGACGACAACAAUGAAUAUGCUUAAUUGGAACAGUAACGAACAAAAAUACAUCAGUCUUCCGAAUUUAAAAGAAAUGAGCGAGGAGAUUAUAAAACUUCAUCAGAAAAGUGUGGCUUGUGAUUGGACGGAUAAUGUCAUGUCGUUAGAUGAAUUGUGGCAGUUAAGCAGAGAGAUAUGCGACGAUCAAGAAACAUUUCAUCUGAUUCUUUGUCAAUUAGAGAAGGAAAAACAACUUCGUAUAUUUACAGUUUAUUCUCAAAAGUUUGUAAAGUUUAGAAGGAAAGAUGAAUCAAUGGUUAGCAAACCAACAGAAGUUGAAAUUAAUUUAAGAAGGUUGCUUAAUGCCAAAAGAACUUUAGAUAAGGAAAUUGAAGAAAUAGAAACUGAAAUUGAAAAUAAAAGAAGUGAAGCAAAAUUAGAGAUUUCAAAAGGAUAUAAGAACAAAGCUAGUGUAUUGUUAAAACAUAAAAAGCGUUUGGAAAAUAUUUUGAAGAAAAAGAUUUCUGCAGUAGAUAACUUAGAAAGCCUUCUUAGUAAGCUUCAAGAAUCAAAAUCAGAAAAAGCGGUACUUCAAGCUUAUCAGGCAGGUGUGACGGCACUUAAAAAGCUCAAUCUCGAAGGAGACUUCUCUUUAGAUAAAGUAGAUGAAACAAUAGCCGAUAUUGACGAAACGCUCGAAGAGCAGAACGCGAUUGAAGCAGCUUUGGCCAAACCAAUUGGAUUUGAUUCCAAUAUUGAAGUGAAUGAAAGUGAUUUAGAAUUAGAACUGGAAGAUAUUUUGGAAGAUAAUGAUUCCAUUACCACUAACAUCAUCAAUAAAGUUUCUCAACUUGAUAUACCUAAAGAAGAACCAAAUCUCCAAUUUGACCAAGAUCAAAUGAAUAAAAACAGAAUGAAAGCCACUGUCUUUCAACAAUAAAUCACAUUUUGUUUGAAAAAUUGUACUAUUUUUCACAUUAUUUAUAUAUAAAUAUUCUAUAUUUGUAAAAAUAAAAAAUAAUAAUUUUAUAAUUUUAAACUAGUUCUGUAACAAUUGCACUUAACAUAGUUUAUUAUUAAAACUUUUCCUGAAUUUUUAAUAAAAUGAUGUUUGCUAUAUGAAAUUUUAGAAAUUGAAGCAACGUAUUUGAAUCUUAGGAUUGUGUUUUUGUUUGUUGAUUUCUAUAGCCUUUAAAAUUAAUGAAGAAAUCAAGAACCGUGCACUUAAAUAAAAUAUCAUUCUUAAAAUUUAAUUCAUUUAUUUUAUUUCCAAGAACAAUUUCAAAUGAUUAAGAAAAUACAAAGUGAAGGGAGAAACUCUCACUUUGCAAAGAAGAAAAUUUGUUUUAUAAAAGCUAAAUUUAUGCAAAUAUAAAAAGAGCCUGUUUUCAAGUAAGCACAUUUUUAAUUUGGAAAAUGUUUAUAUAAAUUAAGA
Centruroides sculpturatus (bark scorpion) is the source of this 1854-nucleotide messenger RNA. RefSeq names its product charged multivesicular body protein 7-like. Lineage: Eukaryota; Metazoa; Arthropoda; Arachnida; Scorpiones; Buthidae. Bases 76 to 1359 code for a protein of 427 amino acids. The record is from RefSeq and is a predicted model, not a curated record. The transcript has 10 exons. Gene Ontology annotation, cellular component: cytoplasmic side of plasma membrane; multivesicular body; ESCRT III complex. Gene Ontology annotation, biological process: vesicle budding from membrane; late endosome to vacuole transport via multivesicular body sorting pathway.